CGGCACGGGGCGGGGCGGAGUGCUGCCAGGUCUCUGCGCAUGCGCGGACGGGGACGCGGAAGUGCAGAAGCCAUGAAGAUUAACCAGAACACUGUGCUGCAAGGACAGAGGGUGACCCUGGUGCCAUACACUUCUGCACAUGUGCCCCGGUACCACGAGUGGAUGCAGUCGGAGGAGCUGCAGCGCCUGACAGCCUCUGAGCCGCUCAGCCUGGAGCAGGAGUAUGAGAUGCAGCGCAGCUGGAGGGAGGACACAGACAAGUGCACCUUCAUCGUGCUGGACGGGGAGCGGUGGGAUGGGCAGGACCAGGACUGCAUGGUAGGGGAUGUCAACCUCUUCCUCACCAACCCUGAGGAUCCCACUUUGGCCGAGGUGGAAAUCAUGAUUGCAGAACCUGACUACCGUGGCAGAGGGUUUGGCAAGGAGGCAACACUGAUGAUGAUGUCCUAUGGAGUGAGAAACCUAGGGAUCACCAAAUUUGAGGCUAAGAUUGGUCAGGAGAAUGAAGCCAGUAUCUGCAUGUUCAAAAAACUCCAUUUUAAGGAGAUUGCUGUCAAUAGAGUUUUCCAGGAGGUGACACUGAGGCUGGAUGUCACUGACCAAGAAAGAAGGUGGCUCUUGGAACAGACAAACCACGUGGAGGAGAAGAGCUACACUGAACUGAAGCUGCCAGCUGGGGUGCUGGAGAGCUGACAGGAAUAGGCCCGGUUUCCAGGGAGGAGCUCAAUACUGUGGUGAGGUCUGGAUACGGAGGCUACCAGCCACUUGACUGUUUUUCCCUGUCUCCUUUGGUUACUUACUCAUCAACUUUGCAGCUUGUUGCAGCAGCCAGGAUCACUGCCUGAAAUUUGGACCUAGAGAACAGCUGCUAAUUCGUGGUCUUGACUGGAAAUUAGUUUAACCUGCUCAAGCAGAGCCUAAAAUCUCCAGCAGUUAGUGAUUCUUGGUGCCACGAAGAAUCUGGACAAUCAUCACCCACUGUUUGUUCUCCCACUGUCCUUCCAGCAGGACUCAGCAGCUUAGCAGAAGCAGUUUUCAGCAUGCAAGUAGCUCAGUAUGUUUUCCCCUGAAUAAAAAUAAGUGACAAAGGUCUGAGAGGCCCAAGCACAGUGAGAGCAGUGGGGCUUGGCUGCUCACUUUGGCCACCGAAAGGGUGGUCACCAGUUGUGAAGGACAGCAGAGACUCUCUGAGGCCUUCUGGUACCUGAAGGGGGCCUCUGAGAAAGCUGGGGAGGGACUUUAUACAAGAACUUGUAGUGAUAGGACAAGGGGGAAUGGCUUUAAGCUGCGAUAGGGGAGACUGAGGGUGGUUAUUAGGAAGAAAUUCUUCACAGUGAGGGUGGUGAGACACUGGAACAGGUUGCCCAGGGAGGUUAUAGAUUGUCCUCUCCCUGAAGAUGUUCAGGGCCAGGUUGGAUGGGGCCUUGAGAAAUCUGGGGUAGUGUGAGGUGUCCCUGCCUGUGGCAAAGGGAUUGGACCUGGAUGAUCUUUAAAGCCCCUCCCAUUCUAUGGUUUUAUGAUUCUAGGGUAUGGAGGGUUGCAGGGGGCUGCUGCUGGGGUACUGGAAGUGAGAAGCCAAGGUGUGAGUGAAGCCACAAUGGUUGUUUUCUGGAGCAAAGCCUUACCCCAACUGCUGUGGAACAAGGGGGAGUGCUGAGAACAGUGCCAAGUCUCAGGGCGAUGUGGUGGAGCUGGAAGCCUCAUUUGGUCGAUGGAGGGAUGUUGCACCUCAUUUUGCCAGGCUGCUUUCAUGAACAUGCAGAGGCUCCCACAACUGAAAGUCUGAAGAGUGUUUCCCUGCUUCAAGGAGCUCAGGGCUUGCACUGCUGAGCCUGGGGCCUCCACUUGCUGCUCUGCAGGAUGAAUGAGGGCAGGAACCUCUCUUUCUGAGGGCAGGAGCUGUCAUAUGUCUGAGAUCUGUGACUGCAGAUAUUGAGCCUGCCCUUCCCUGCCCUCCACAGAAGGGAAGCCUGCUGAGAGGAGAGGACAAAAGGUGGAAAGGACAACUGAUGUUCUUCUCUCUUUUCCCAGUGUCACAGCAGCCAUAAUGGCUAAUUCUAGAGCAGAAAUUAAUUUGUUCAGUCACACAAUGUCAGGUAAUAGCUUUCAGAUUUAUCCAGGGAUGUUUUUAUCGCUGUGGAGUAUUUAGUGUUGCUGUGCCUGUGUCUUUAGGGCCUGGGGGCUUUAGUUUUUCAGUUUUAGUUAAUUAGUUGGUCCUCUGAGUUACAUUAAAACCAAGCAUUGGAACAA
Molecule: messenger RNA, 2250 nt
Organism: Pogoniulus pusillus (Red-fronted tinkerbird)
Lineage: Eukaryota; Metazoa; Chordata; Aves; Piciformes; Lybiidae
Gene: NAT9
Product: N-acetyltransferase 9 (putative)
Exons: 7
Coding region: 40-693 (217 amino acids)
Molecular function (GO): N-acetyltransferase activity
Source: RefSeq, a predicted model, not a curated record